GUUUUGAAAAUAAAAAUUUCUUUGGUGUUUUACAUUCUGAAAAUGUAUGAAAAGUCUAAUUUGUUGUUCCUUAAUUUUAAAUGAAUGCCAAAAUUGAUGACACAAUCUUCUAACAAAGAAAACAUCAAAGCCAUUGUUGUCUACAAGACCAGUCAGUCUCUAUUGUUUUUUCUAUUUCGUUUUUUUAUGUAUUUGAGUUGUGAUUGCCCUUGGACGUGUUUCUCAUUACCGUAGGAUGUUAUAGGAAUGAUUUAAGCACAAGGCUAUAUUGCAUCUUGUAUCGUUAUCGAACCAGCAUCCAUUAUGUCCGACCAUUCAACCAUUAUGGAAGAUAAUCUCAGUAUCAAAUCGUCAGAUUCGGUGACAACCAGUGGCGAAUACGAAAUCGUUCCGGAAGCACCAGAUUGCAUGAAGCCAGGCAGAUCACCGACGCUGAAUAUUGCAAAUGAUGGCGAUUUCACUGACUUGGAGAAGAAUAUGCAUGAAGUAAUUCACGAAUUGGAUCAGGCAACCAUUGCUCCAAGAGGCAAUUCAAACGCUAUCAUCGCAUCAACUUCUAAUCGAGACCAUUCGAACCAGGAUUUUUUACAUCCGAACAAUAUACCAACAUCAGAAAUGAAUAAAGUCGGUCAAUCGGUGUUUUACGAUUGCAUCGACUUGAGUCCAACGGCUGAGAAACAAGAUGACAUGAAACCAGAACGUAGCGAUACGGAAGAAGAAAUGUCGGAUAUAGAUCAGGACUGCACAAUCUUUUCCGGUAUAACUUAUCUGGGUGCGGCAACCAUCAACGCUCCGAAAUCUGAAGUCGAAAUUCAUCGAAAUAUGUCUGAAUUGAAUAGCAUCUCUGACGCCAAUUCCGUUGGAUUAAAAGUAUCCGUCUCGGUGCCGUCUUGUUCCGAGGGUUUAGUAGUGCUGCACGAUCAAAAUACCAACGCAGUGAUUGCUCAUUACGAAAUUCAACGGAUUCUGUUUUACGCUCGUGGAUCAGUGAAUUCGGCCGAUCAAGCUUGUUUCGCUUUCACAUGGUCUCAUGGCGAUUCGCAAGAGUCUGCGAUUUUCCAAUGUCAUGUUUUCAAGUGCAACAUUCCGGAAGCUGUUACACAAGUCAGCGCCUGUUUUGCUAAAGCAUUCCAACGUGUACCGCAAAGUCUAACUGGCAGCAUCAAUUCCACAGUCGAUAAUAGUGCACCAAUCAUGAUGGCAUCCAUUACCUCAGACAUUACUGGCAAUCCAUUGCAAUCAGCUGAAUACGAAUUCAUUGUGUCGCUCGAAAUCAGAGAAAAGGUCACGAAAAAUGCAUUCACAUCAGCGCCACGGGAUAGAUCAUCAUUCCGAUUGAGAUGCAACACAGACAAGCAGGUUUCCAUUACAGUUAAACAAACGCAAUCGAACAAAUUGCCGCCACUGUACAUCGAACGUUGUUUCGGCGUUUUACUUAGCCCUGGAAAGUUAGUUCGGCAGGCCGAUAUGCGAUUACUUGACAUGGUAUCAAUGGGAUAUGUGAAAAAUGAUACGCCACAGACACAGCUGGCGACCAACCCAUGUCUGCAACCAUACGCCAUUCGAGCCGAAUGGAAAGCGAAUGACAAAAAUUUCGAAAAACUGAACUAUGAAUCUCAGAAAAUGUACCUUACUGUAGCUGUCGACCUCGUGAUCAAAGGUAUUCAAGAACCGGUUAGAUUUGUUAUCGAAACGCCUGUGAGCAUUCAACCACAAAAUGAAAUGCGACUGAUGGAUCACUUUUUUGCUGGCAAAAAGACAAUGUUGACAAGAUUUUACCUGCAGCUGAAAGACAGUGGUGGUUCGUGGGAGGUCAACUCAAUUGAUCCAUCCGAAGAAAUUAUUGAAUCGACGAGUGGACAGGGAGGAUCAAUUCUGAAAAAUCUUGGCAUUAAUCAUUUUUCUCGCAUGGUACGAUCGACCAGCAACGUUUCGAUCGAUGAUGACACUCCAACCGAUUACAGUUCAGAUGGUGACGAACCGUUGCUGUCUGGUACCGGCGAGGUGUCAAAAGAUUGUUCUCAAGAUACGCUGGACGAAUGGGGUCCAAUAAUACAAGAAUGGGAUGGCGAGAAAAGACCCAAAAAUCUGGCCCAGUUAGUACGAUUAGGCGUUCCGGAAGCAUUGCGCGGAAAAAUAUGGCAAAAAUUGAGUAACGUCGAAAAUAAGGUGGAAAUGACUGAUCGCUACCGAGUGCUGCUAACAAAGGACACAAAAUGCGAAACAGUCAUCCAACGAGAUAUUCAUCGCACGUUCCCAGCCCACAAAUUUUUUAAGGAAACUGGAGGCUCCGGACAAGAUGCUCUCUUUAAAGUAUCGAAAGCCUACGCAGUUUUCGAUUCGGAACUCGGUUACACACAGGGAUUAAGCUUCAUAGCUGCCAGUUUACUUCUGCAUAUGCCAGAGGAAGAAGCGUUCUGCGUUCUAAUCGCACUGAUGUAUGAUUAUGGGCUGCGUGAUCUCUACAAGGAUGGUUUCGAAAAUUUAUAUCUAAAGUUGUACCAAUUGAAUCGCCUGAUCAAGGACCAGCUGCCGAAAUUGUAUGAGCACUUCGAAAGAACAGGCGUUGAAACUCACAUGUUUGCCAGUCAAUGGUUUCUCACAGUAUUUACUGCCCGUUUCCCUCUGUGUUUCGUUUUUCACACGCUGGAUGUAUUUCUUUUGGAUGGGAUAAAUUUCCUGUUCCAAGUGGCACUAACGCUGUUGUCCGUUUGUGAGGCCGAACUCAGGCAGUUGGACUUCGAAGGAAUAUUAAAAUAUUUCCGCAUAACAUUACCGAAGAAAUGCCGCAGUGCGGGGCAGACACGAAAACUGCUGAAAAGUGCAUGUGAGAAGAAGAUGAAGAAGUUGAAGUUGUACGAAGAGGAAUUUGUGGCCAACAAAGAAUUAGCCGAAAAACAAGAGCAAGAAAUCAAACAGUACGAGCUGAAGUUUGUCGAAGAAAGGCAGAAAUUGAAAGCAGAAGCGGCAACGCUGCAGAGUCAACUGGAUCAAGCUCUCGAAAAGAACAAAAUCGACGACAAAAAGAAUGCGGGAAUCAUCACGGACUAUAAACAAAUCAUACAACGGCAAGAGGAUCAAAUCACUAAACUGAAUACGAUGUUGGAGGAUAUGACGCGAACGAUUUCCAAAUGUCUCACAUGCUCGUCAAACAUAUCGCCCGAUUCACCACUUCAUAAACACUAUCAACUUUCCGGUAACAAUAAACCAAAUAUGGACGCUCCACUCGGUCCGCUGGAUCCACUAAAUGUGGCAUUACAACGGGUCCGAGAGCUAGAACUCGAAUUGGCCCAAACGAAAUUAGCGCACGUUGAAGCCGAAUGCAAGAACCAAGAUCUAAACCAUCAACUGAACACAACCCUCACCGAAAUUCAGACGAAUCGAGGCAGUUGGCAGCCUUGGCUCUCAAAGACAAUCAAUUCCAUUCAGGAGAAAGUCACAACGCGUCGCGAUACGCCCACUUUUCAAUCGUAUGCAAUCGGUCCGACAGCCGACAAUGUGUUUGCUCAAUCGGAAUCGCCGAAACGGAAACCGCCGUUGUCUCACACGUCGAGCUUGAAUCGGAAUAGUUUAGAUAUUCGGAAAAAUGACUCGGCCAUUCAUAAGGAGGCUCGGAAUAGUUUGAAAUAAAUGGGAUAUUGUUGCGGAGGAUAGUGAUGGGAAUUUCUUAAAAGUUUGCGUUUGACGAACACUAUAAGUCACUUUCUAUUGUGACAAGAAUGGUACUAAAUUUGGCCACGAAAGUUAAUAUUUUCGUUGUUAGUUGAAAUAAAGUUGAAUUUCGGAAAACUGUUCUGUACUACAUGUCGUAAUUUCAGAAGUUCUUUGGCAUCUACCAAAGUUUCGACUGCGGGAAAGGGAUGAAAAUCAGAUGUGUGAUAUACUGGCCGGUCCGGCAUAGAAGACAUUCAAUUAUAAUUAGCAAUGUUUCUGUUUUAAAGCAAUUUCAGUUUGUGCUAUCAGUUCAUAGAAAUGUUUCACGUUCUUUUGAAAAAAGAAAUUUCGUUUUAUAU
Molecule: messenger RNA, 4013 nt
Organism: Bradysia coprophila
Lineage: Eukaryota; Metazoa; Arthropoda; Insecta; Diptera; Sciaridae
Gene: GAPcenA
Product: GTPase activating protein and centrosome-associated
Biological process (GO): regulation of GTPase activity
Molecular function (GO): GTPase activator activity; small GTPase binding
Source: RefSeq, a predicted model, not a curated record